GAUCACGUGGUCAACCCGGAAGUCUUUGCCGUGCGCUCAACAUGACAGCAUGUUCCCAUCACUCUCAGUCACACAGUAGCUCAGUCUGAGCUGUGACAGGUAUUUCUGUUAUACGUGUUUAUCGUUGAGUAACCUCUCGCGGUAGCAGCAGACAUGGAGGACGAGGUGCGCUGCUUGAAGGCUCAGCUGGAGGAGAGAGAGAAAGAGAUUGAUGCUCUGAAGAAUAGACUGGCCCGAGUGGAGAAGAGCCAUGCCUCAGUACCGGAGCUGCACGAGAAAGUGACACCCCUCACCCCCCUGAGAGUCAAACCAGCCCUCAGCAAUGAGGACAUCAUGCGGUACAGCAGACAGCUCCUUCUGCCCGAGCUCGGUGUACAAGGUCAGCUUAAUUUAUCCAGGACCUCGGUGCUGAUUGUGGGCUGUGGAGGACUGGGCUGCCCCCUGGCACAGUAUCUUGCGGCGGCAGGCAUCGGGCGCAUGGGCCUGCUGGACUACGACGAGGUGGAGCUCAGUAACCUCCACAGACAGGUGCUUCACGGGGAGGAGAACCAGGACCAAGCGAAGGCUCUGUCUGCUGCCAAGGCGAUUAAAAGGUUGAACUCAACAGUAGAGUGUAUUCCCUACCACCUGCAGCUCUCGUCGGAGAACGCCUUGCAACUCAUUCAACAAUAUGACAUUGUGGCGGAUUGUUCAGACAAUGUCCCCACUCGUUAUCUGGUGAAUGACGCCUGCGUACUCAGUGGCAAGCCUCUGGUGUCAGCGAGCGCCCUGAGAAUGGAGGGACAGCUGACAGUAUAUAACUACCGUGGAGGCCCCUGCUACAGAUGUCUGUACCCGGCACCCCCACCCUCGGAGACGGUGACCAAUUGUUCUGACGGAGGGGUGUUAGGAGUGGUUCCAGGGAUAAUGGGCUGCUUUCAAGCUUUGGAAGUCCUCAAGAUUGCCUCUGGACAGGGCUCUUCCUGUGGCCAGCAGCUGGUGAUGUUUGACGCUCAAGACGCCAGAUUCAGGUCCAUCAAGUUGCGGCCCAAGCAGGCCAGCUGCGCAGUGUGCGGAGAGAAGCCCAGUGUCACCCAGCUGGUGGACUACGAGGCUUUCUGUGGGUCAGCUGCCACAGAUAAGUGCCGCAAACUCAACCUCCUUUCCAGAGAUCAGAGGAUCACCGUACAGGAUUAUAAAUUGAUAAUGGACAAUGCAGAGCCCCAUCUCUUGUUGGAUGUGCGCCCUCCUGUGGAGGUGGAUAUAUGCCACCUACCUUUUUCUCUCAACAUUCCCCUCACAAGUUUAGAGGAGAGGAAGAGUGAACAUAUCCAAUUACUUCAGGAGAGAAUCAGCCAGUUGAAACAGCGGAUGAAGGGUGACUGCCGGCUUCCAGUGUACGUGAUCUGUAAGCUGGGCAACGACUCACAGAAGGCCGUGCAGGUUGUGGAGAAGAUGAGUGGAUCAGAAGUGGACAGUGUCACAGUGAAAGACAUCAGUGGAGGCCUCAUGGCUUGGGCAAAGAAAAUAGACCCCACAUUUCCACAGUAUUAAUCUAUUUCAAAGUUGUUUUCUGUCAAUAAACUUGUUUUUUCAUCAGUG
Messenger RNA from Anoplopoma fimbria (sablefish), 1581 nucleotides. It is a transcript of the gene mocs3, whose product is annotated as molybdenum cofactor synthesis 3. Gene Ontology annotation, molecular function: URM1 activating enzyme activity; thiosulfate-cyanide sulfurtransferase activity; adenylyltransferase activity. Gene Ontology annotation, biological process: tRNA wobble position uridine thiolation; protein urmylation. Gene Ontology annotation, cellular component: cytosol; cytoplasm. Bases 154 to 1533 code for a protein of 459 amino acids. The record is from RefSeq and is a predicted model, not a curated record. The transcript is spliced from 13 exons. NCBI's taxonomy places the organism in Eukaryota, Metazoa, Chordata, Actinopteri, Perciformes, Anoplopomatidae.